This is a messenger RNA of Cordyceps militaris CM01, 1023 nucleotides long. RefSeq names its product HVA22 domain membrane protein. The transcript has 3 exons. The record is from RefSeq and is a predicted model, not a curated record. The coding region runs from base 1 to 1023 and encodes 340 amino acids. NCBI's taxonomy places the organism in Eukaryota, Fungi, Ascomycota, Sordariomycetes, Hypocreales, Cordycipitaceae.
AUGUUCGACCUACCUGCUAUGCUGCUCUGCUCGUUAGCAUCAUUUCUCUUUCCGAUAUUCGCUUCCUACAAGGCGCUUAAAACGUCCGAUCCGGCGCAGUUAACACCAUGGCUUAUGUACUGGGUUGUGCUUAGCAUCGGUCUCCUGGCCGAGUCUUGGGUCGCGUUUAUUGUCACCUGGAUACCCUUCUAUGGAUAUUUUCGUCUGCUGUUGAUUCUCUACCUUGUCUUACCACAGACCCAAGGCGCACGUGUUCUAUACGAGCAGUACGUUCACCCAUUUCUCCAGGACAACGAGUCGCAGAUCGACGAGUUUAUUGCCAGCUCCCACGAGCGCCUCAAAUCAUCGGGGCUCACGUACCUUCGACAAGCCAUCAACUAUAUUAAAGAGAACUUGCUUGGCUUGCCCCCAGCUGAGCCUCCUGCGCCUGUCCCCGAAAAUAUCGGCGCGCAAGGCUAUACGCAGGCUCUGCUCUCGAGGUUUAGCAUCCCUUCCGCAAAAUGGGCCGCUCCAGGUGCCCAGGGAGCCAGUGACUUUUAUAGUCUCUUGUCCAACGCAGUUGCGGCCGCCAGCGGCGCCGGUGCUUCUAGAAGUGCUCCGGGCUCGAGCGGCGUGGCUUCGUCUGGCAACCUUAUUCCAGAGCACCUGCGAGAUUCCAGCGAGAAGAUGAGCUUCAUAUCCACACAGAAAGAACGCCUUACCUAUAUGCUGGCUGCUCUCGACCGCGAGGCGCAACAACUCCAGAAUGAAACGCCAAAGCAGGCCACGCCAGGUACCUUUGACGGAGCAGCUGAACCGGAAGCACCACCCCAAUCACCCAGCGGGCUUAGCAUGCUGAGCGCUCUUAGUAAGAGCCGAAGCGAGGCUGAUUUUGAAAAUAUUGACGCCGACAGCGGCGCCGAGGAGGACCUCACAAUGCGCAGGCGCAAUGUGACGGGAGGCGGCUCUUGGAUGCCAUGGGGAUGGGGCGGCGCUGGCGCACACAACGACGAUCCUGGCUCAACCACUGGACGGGAGCAUUAG